AUGAGUCGGAUCGACAUCGACCACGAGUACCGGGCCCUGAUGGAGAUGGAGCUGCAGCUGGAGGCCGAGCGGGAGGAGGAGGCGGCUCGGCAGGCCGUCCUGGAGCAGGAGAGGAGGGACCGGGAGCUGGCGCUGAGGAUCGCCCAGAGCGAGGCUGAGCUCAUCCCCGAGGAGGUGGCCAACGACGGCCUGCGCAGUAAUGGCUCCUCAGUUCCAUCGUCCCCAGAGAGAGCAGCUGCUGCUGCAACCCCAAAGCUCAAGAGCUUGACCAUGGAGGAAAUGGCGAAGGAAAUGACUGAACUUCUGGCUAGAGGUCCACAGGUCCAGGCCUCCAAGGCUGCAGCUACAGCCAAGAAGCACGAGCUGAGCAAGUGGAAGUACGCUGAGCUGCGGGACGCCAUCAAUACCUCAUGUGACAUCGAGCUGCUGGCCGCCUGCAGGGAGGAGUUCCACCGCCGGCUCAAAGUUUACCACGCCUGGAAGUCAAAGAACAAGAAGAGGAACACGGAGACGGAGCAGCGAGCGCCCAAAUCUGUCACCGACUACGAUCAUGCGCCUCCUGUGAAAAAAGCAUCCCAGCAGAACCCAGCCCCGCCCAUUCCGGCGCGGCAAUAUGAGGUGGCGAUGAACCGGCAGCAGCGCUACUUCCGCAUCCCGUUCAUCCGGCCGGGCGACCAGUACAAAGACCCCCAGAACAAGAAGAAGGGCUGGUGGUACGCUCACUUCGACGGACCCUGGAUCGCCAGACAGAUGGAGCUGCAUCCAGAUAAACAACCCAUCCUGCUGGUGGCAGGGAAGGACGACAUGGAGAUGUGCGAGCUGAGUCUGGAGGAGACGGGCCUGUCGAGGAAGAGGGGCGCCGAGAUCCUCCCCCGGCAGUUUGAGGAGAUCUGGGACCGCUGCGGCGGCAACCAGUACCUCCGCAGCGCCAUCGAGAGCCGGCAGGCGCGACCCACCUACGCCACGGCCAUGCUGCAGAGCAUGUCUAAGUGACGGGGCCCGGGGCUUCGCACUGCACACAAAGGGACGAAUGCACCAGCUACCUGACACAGAUGGCGUCUGGGCGCACUGCACCAGGUUCUGACUGCAGGGCAUUCAACGCGGGUUUUCUCAACUGUCCUUUUGUUCUUCUUUUGUCGAUAAGUUUUUGUUCUUGCUGGCUUUCAGUUCCUCGAUGGGCAGGGAAGUUUUGCAUUGAACCCUAUGCAGAAAAAAAAUCAUACUAAAUGAUCACAUCCGGUUGUUUUCCAAGGAAUUCUGUUUUCUGUAACAUUUCUGCAAGUCUAACUAUGAGGCCUUAAUACUACUUUAACAGGGUUUAAUUGCCGAAAAGUAGGACUUAUUUUUUUGUUCAAAGCUGCCUCCCCAAACCAGAAAACUUUUAAUUCCUCUGUAAUUAUGCAUUCCUGAUGAUUACACUGAAGUCUCACUGGUGUGUCGCUUCCAUCUUAACAGCUAGCUGGUGAUCCCUCUCCGACUUAAACCUGCUGUUUACAUUGUCUUCAUGUGGUUCUUACAGGGCAAAAAAAAAAACUUGCACAAGGAGUCGUCGGCUCUCACCGUGAGGCAGUGCUGCAUGAGUGUCAGAUUAUUCCACUCGUAAUUAAGUCCAAUAUUUGCUAAUACGUUUUUUUUUAUUUUACCUUUUGUCUUUCCAACCGAAUGUAACUCGAGACCUCGUUGAUUUGUUUAUGUAGUGAUUCCUCUUUUCUUCUCAUUAUGUGUGAUUUAAAUUAGUAAAGCUAAUGAGAAAGGUCCAAAAACGUCUGACUUUGAGACCAAACGUCGCUCUCAACAUUAAACCUCGGUCGGGUUUUUUCGUCUAGAGCAGCUCCGUGAUUAGUUUCUGUCUGUGUUCAUCAAGCAAAGCAGAAAAUGUGAAUCAAUUAUGCAACUGCUGAGAUACAACUCCACACGUUGCUGCUGUUUCGGAGCAGAUCAGCGCUGCAAAAAAAUCUCCUCCACAAACUCAGCCAUGCCAUCUUCAACGUCUUCGAAUUUGAUCUUUUCAGUAAUUUGCCAAUGCAGUGAAUCCCAAGGUAGUUUCACACAUUCUUCAUUGACGUUAUCUUUAAGAAAUAAAUCAUUCCAUCAGGCUGUUUGUUUCAAAAUGUCAUUUGAUUCCUUGAAAUUUGGUGUCGAUUGGACAUUUUCCUGCUGUGUGAGAAGCUAUCGAGCGUGUCGUCAACUCUGUACAAUGCACUGGUACUCAGCCUUUAACUGGAACAUUCACUGAAUAUUUUCUAUACAGCAAGUACAGUACGUGCAGCCGACAGUGAUAUCCCUGCUGGAAUGUAAAAGUUUAUUUUUGAAAGAACAGUGUCUCCUUCAGUGGCUCGGGCAUGUGAGGUCGUUCAGAGAAGCAAUAAACCACGCAAACUAAGCGACGAAGGAAAACCCAGGUCUCCUCUGACGUGUACAUAUGAAACAAUAGACAAUCUGUCGUGACGUCACACCGCGUUCUCUCCCCGAGGCUGCUGCGUUUGUUCCUGAGCUCUCUCUCUUCCCUUUGAUGCUCCCCACAGAAAAAGGUGACUUAGAUUGUCUGACAGCAUGAACAUCCGUCUUGUUGAAGAGUUGCUGAUCGCCUUUGUAGACGGCAUUAACAUGCAGGAACGCAGGCUUAAAAAUCAAUAGAGUCAAAGUGGCCAGGAUGUGCUGAAGGUCUGUGACGGCAAAGACGGAAAGUUCUGAUUUGAUGCUGUGCAGGUCAAACGAUGGCUGCACGUCUGGGUUCAAACCGGCGAAAUCUGGCUGAAAUGAACGAUUUUCAUCAUGAAAGUCCAAACUGGAUGUCGUCAUGGAGACAUUAGACAGACAGAGGACGUUAUAGCAGAACUAAAUGUGAAUUCAGUUCAGUCUCCACAAUCUUGAUCUGCAAAUCAUCAAGUCAGCUCUUCCUGUGAAGGUUUGCAUGUCUGACGUUGGUUUUAUACGGUAAUGAAUCAACACAUCCGUCUACAGCAACAACGACUGGACGCAACUGUCAUCCUUUAAUAAGCGCUCAGCUUCCCACCACUGAUUUGCUUCAAGCAGCUCAGGGUGUCUGCAAGUCUCCAAAAGCACUAAAUUCAGUUUCCUCAAAAAGUCCUUUAAAGGGAAUAAAAGUCUUCAAAUGAAUUUUACAGGAGCCUCGAUUGUUUUCUCCCUCCCUGCUGCAGACAGUAGCACUAGUUUAACUUGUUUGUAUGUGACUGCAGCUGCCAGAAGACAUUAUUGUGCUGCGGGAGGCUGUUCGAUCCUUUUCUAUGGAGUGUCACUGCAGCAGCAACAACAUCAGCAGCUCACAAAGAACACGUCCAGAUCCUUGAAUGUGGAUUCAUUUAUGUGGGUUCAAGUAAAGUUCACUGACAUGACGUCUGACGAUGAAUUACUGUUGUACACGGCUGGGAAGUGCUGACACAAAAUGUGAUAUUAAUGCACUUAAUUAGGCCUAAUUAUCUCUGUUCGUUUAAUUGUGAAACAGGUUGUGGUAAAUAUUGCAAAAACCUGGAGCAGAAACAAUAUUGGAGUCGUAGUCAUUACAAGCUACCGAGCUGUAAAUAGAGUUCACCUCAACUUCCAAGUUCUAGUUAUGACUGUGGAAGGAAGAGUUUUCUGAAAACUUGCCACGUAAUGAUACAGAAAAGUGCCUGAAAAGCCCCAAAACAAGGACGCCUCCCUCUCACCCACCAAAGACCAACUGAACCAAAAUCCAAUAGACAGUGUCAUUGCAUCAGCCUAAUUGCAUGAAGGCUCAAAGUUUCCCAUCCAGUAUUUCCUCCAGACCAAUUUAUACUGAGCUGUGAACGUUGUUAAAAUACAUCUAAGUGUGCAGCAGCUCAACAGACAGAGUGUCGGAUGUCACAACUGGAUUUUACUGAGUAUUCUGGUGUAAAAUUUCAAAGAAAAAGCAUCAGGAAACCUGAGCCUUGUGGACGAACCGUUCAAACUGAAAAAUUCAGUGAUGACGAUUUCAUUCUCCAUAAAAUCCUUUAUGACUGCAGCUCACUCCUCAUCAGCUGUGGUUGUGACAUCGUUGCUGUUUAAACUGUCCAGAAACACUUGUUCUGAUUCAACUCUGGGUGCUUCAGGCACACGUUCAGACACUGCAGUACACUCUGGCUUAGAUGUGAUCCUCACCUUGAAAUCAAAUGUCUUCCUGUGUCCAGGCCUCGACUUUCCUUCUGCUGGCUUUUCUCUUUGUGCUCCUGUUUGUGCCUCUUGUCUCUGGCUCCACUUUUCAAACACACAGACAGUAAAGAACAUUUGGAUCAGUUCAGGUUCACAUGGAGUCACAAAGACUUCAACUGUAGUUUAUACUCAACUGAAGUUUGGUUUGAAUUUGGCUCUGUUGUAGUGGUUAAAUAAAGUCCUACCAGGAACAGGACAUGUAUGGACUUGAGCAUCUUGUCCAGAAUCUCAGUAGGAUACAUGUAGAACAAGGUGAGACGAGUUCUCCUGUUUUGCCUGCAUGUUAAUGUCGAGCGUAAAGAGGCCACGUUCUGAACUUUGCCUGUGAUUAAGACCUCAGUAUUUGUUUUAACAUCAGAGUGAUGACCUUGAAGUAUUUCCCCCAAAUGUACAAGAAAAUGUCGUGAGUUUGCUACGAUCUGUUUCUCGCCACAAAUUACAAUCAUUCCUGGGGAAGCACUGCCUUUGUCCACUGUCCAUUUUUCUAACGCUGAUCUCUCUAACACAUGAAUAAAUGCAUUCCAUGUUUCACUCA
Messenger RNA from Stegastes partitus (bicolor damselfish), 4708 nucleotides. RefSeq names its product unconventional myosin-VI-like. The transcript is spliced from 10 exons. The record is from RefSeq and is a predicted model, not a curated record. Lineage: Eukaryota; Metazoa; Chordata; Actinopteri; Pomacentridae. Bases 1 to 993 code for a protein of 330 amino acids.